GACCCUGCUUGGGCAGAAAGAAGCAUAAUUUUGUACCUGCCCCGCUUGCCCAAGAAAACUGGAAGUAUCUGCUGGUACUGGGGGUUAAUCGUAUGGUGUGGACCGGGCCAAAGGGUUCACGACUCAACCGAAGGCUGUAGCUCGCGUUUUGCAUCAUGGAGAAGCAACUGCAUUUGAGUAUGCUAGCAUCGAGACCUCCAGUGCCGGGAGGUUUGCAGUCUGGUUCCAAAAUGCGAAUGGGUCCUGGCCGGAAACGAGACUUCAGCCCGUUGCCGUGGAGCCAGUACUUUGAGGUCAUGGAGGACGUGGAGGUGGACAAUGAGAACUGCAAAGACACGUUCCGUAUCUACAGCAGUGGCUCUGAGGGUCCUGUGCUGCUGCUGCUUCAUGGGGGUGGACACUCUGCCCUGUCCUGGGCUGUCUUCACCGCGGUCAUCUGCAGCAGGAUCCACUGUCGGGUGGUUGCUAUGGAUCUCCGGGCACACGGUGACACAAAAGUGAAAAACUCAGAUGAUCUUUCUGCGGAGACAAUGGCCAAGGAUGUUGGUAAAGUCGUGGAAGCACUUUAUGGGGAAACUCCGCCACCUAUCAUGAUGAUUGGCCACAGUAUGGGCGGAGCUAUAGCGGUUCACACAGCGGCAGCCAAUCACGUGCCAUCGCUGCUAGGCCUCUGUGUCAUCGACGUGGUGGAAGGGACAGCCAUGGAUGCCUUGAACAGUAUGCAGAACUUCCUGAGGAGUCGACCAAAGACCUUUAAGUCUGUGGAGAACGCCAUCGAGUGGAGUGUGAAGAGUGGACAGAUCAGGAACAUGGAGUCUGCGCGCGUCUCGAUGGCGGGACAGGUGAAGAAGUGUGAGGAGCCCUUGAGUAGCCCAGGUGUGUCUAAGAGCAUCACUGAGGGGAUCAUUGAGGAAGAGGAGGAGGAGGAGGAAGAGGGGGAGUCCAACCACAAGAGAAAGAAGGAGGAGGACCAGGAGGUGAAGAAGGAGUGCCUGUACACCUGGCGUAUAGAGCUAGCGAAGACUGAGAAGUACUGGGAGGGCUGGUUCCGCGGCCUGUCCUCUCUCUUCCUCACCUGCUCCGUGCCAAAACUCCUACUGCUUGCUGGUGUUGACCGGCUGGAUAAAGAUCUCACAAUCGGACAGAUGCAAGGGAAGUUCCAGAUGCAGGUCCUUCCCCAGUGUGGACAUGCGGUACACGAGGACGCCCCCGACAAAGUAGCUGACGCACUCGCUACCUUCAUGGUGCGGCACAAAUUCACAGCACUCAAGGAGGGCUUCCCAUGAUGAGCCCUGUGUGGGGUCUGGUCCAUUGUUGCUCUGGAGCUGCCUGACGCACUGAGGCCCUCAAACGUCAUUCUCCAUUUUGGCCAGCAGGGGGCACCAGAGCUGCUCCACACGACUGGACCCCUCCGCUGCAAACCCCUCUCAGCGCUUCAUCCUUAAAUUAAACGUUUUUAAGAGUUUUUAUUCUGAGGAACUUCUUUAAAUUAUCGCCAUUGUCAAGUGUUAUUGUUUUUCUUUUUCUUUUCAGACUGAACAGAUCUACAGAUAAACUAUCACUAUGCCUCGUGUUGAAAUCACAGGGAUUUGUUUUGGUUUUGUUUUUUUUUUUAUUUUGUUUUAUUUUGCUACUUUGUUUCUCCCUGGGUCUUAGUUUUUGUAUGUCCUGCGAUGCCUUGUCUGCGUCGUGUUCAGUUUGGGGUGAUGGCAUAAUAUUGUGCUUUAUGUGUUGCCCAUGAAUGGUUUUGAUGAAAACAAUAAAUAUGAACUAUAAUAGGAAA
Messenger RNA from Sardina pilchardus (European sardine), 1783 nucleotides. RefSeq names its product protein phosphatase methylesterase 1 (gene ppme1). Lineage: Eukaryota; Metazoa; Chordata; Actinopteri; Clupeiformes; Clupeidae. The transcript is spliced from 14 exons. Gene Ontology annotation, biological process: protein demethylation. The record is from RefSeq and is a predicted model, not a curated record. The coding region runs from base 156 to 1286 and encodes 376 amino acids. Gene Ontology annotation, molecular function: protein methylesterase activity.